UCAAGAAUUUGCUGCAAAUACGGCUCGAAUUUAAACCAUACCAAACCGGAUAUUAUUACAAGAGGCUAUUUUUUUUGAUAGCAUAUCACGUAAGAUUUAAUAUUAGGCUAAAAAUGAAUUCAAGCAGUUACUCGAUAAAAUGAUAUAUUUUAGCAACCAAUCUACGUAGACGUAUACGCAUUUUCUAGCGUGUCUCUAACUAAAAAUCCCUUCAACUAUUUUAAAUGGCCAUUCAAUAAUCCAAGUACUAGUCAAAAAAAUUACAAAGAAUUUAUGAGAGACUCAGUGAGUCGAUCAAGUUUCAACUCACCAAUUAUUGUAACCCCUAAUAACCUAAAUUUAGGUUACUCCGAUUCUAAAGGAUACUCAAGUGUCACCUUUACUGUACAAAAUAAAUCUUGUAUAUCGCUUUAUUUAAAUUGGAUUCGAGAACCUAAUUGUCCAUUCAGUGUGGUUCCUGAAAAAUCACCAGUAGAUAGUGGACAAACAAUAAAUUUUGAAUGUAAGUUUCAACCAAAAAUCAAAUGGAACUUAUAUUGGGCUCAACUUGAAGCUAUCAUUCACUUUGGUCCAAUGAAACCAUUAAUUUAUGACAUAGAGCUAAAUCGUUUUGACGAUGAACAGAUACCCAUCAAUGUAGUCCCAAUGAAUAUUUCUGUGACUGCUAUAGGCAAGUAAUACAAGACUGAAAUUAAACUUGUCUACUUUAUAAAACUUUCUCGGUAAAUUUAAAAUCAUAAAGGACAUUCGUUCGAUAAAAAUACCUGUGGGUGGACACCUAACUACAAACUUGAUUCUUAUAUUUUAAUGAUGCCACCAAGUGUACCAAACACAGACACCGUAUAUACUACUCUUAUAAUAAAGAAAAUUGGUCCUCCGUCAAUUUUGUUUGAACUCAUAC
Daktulosphaira vitifoliae (grape phylloxera) is the source of this 901-nucleotide messenger RNA. RefSeq lists its product as uncharacterized. The record is from RefSeq and is a predicted model, not a curated record. Bases 274 to 678 code for a protein of 134 amino acids. Lineage: Eukaryota; Metazoa; Arthropoda; Insecta; Hemiptera; Phylloxeridae. The transcript has 2 exons.